This is a messenger RNA of Centropristis striata (black sea bass), 4526 nucleotides long. RefSeq names its product deltaC (gene dlc). The transcript has 10 exons. Gene Ontology annotation, molecular function: calcium ion binding. Bases 289 to 2337 code for a protein of 682 amino acids. Lineage: Eukaryota; Metazoa; Chordata; Actinopteri; Perciformes; Serranidae. Gene Ontology annotation, cellular component: protein-containing complex; plasma membrane. The record is from RefSeq and is a predicted model, not a curated record. Gene Ontology annotation, biological process: heterophilic cell-cell adhesion; Notch signaling pathway; multicellular organism development.
UUUACCCCCGUUUCUUUUUUCUCCAUUCAGCCCGCUGACACACAAACAUACAUUACAAACACAUUCACAUACUCACACACACACACACACACGCACACACACACACACACACGCACACACACACACACACUGACCUCUCCGACUUUAAACCUGAAUUUUAUUUCCUCCUGGAGCGUUUUGACUCAUUUCUCCAGCCAAGACUCUCCGUUUCCUUUGGAUUUUACGCACUUGUUUACCUGCCGUGGACCUCCAGAGCUCCGAGCCCUGGACGCUCCGCGCCAACCCGCCAUGGCACGUCUCUUACUAUCGUGUCUCCUGCUGUUUGUCUCAGUGCAGACGGCCCUCUCCUCCGGGGUCUUCGAGCUGAAGAUCGACUCCUUCACCUCCUCCCGCGGUGUGUGCCGCUACCAGUCCCGGGACUGCCAGAUAUUUUUCCGCGUGUGCCUCAAGCACUCACAGGACGUCAUCAACCCUGAGCCGCCGUGCACGUACGGUACCGCGCUCACGGAGAUCUUCGGCGCCGACUCCAACUCCAUCUCCGAGAGCGCGCCCAUAAGGGUGCCUUUUCACUUCAAGUGGCCGGGGACCUUCUCUCUGAUCAUUGAGGCCUGGAACGCGGAGCCUGCAGGACGCGAGUCUACAGAGAACCAGAACAACCUCAUCAGCCGGCUGGCAACGCGGCGCAGGCUGACGGUGGGCGAGGAGUGGUCGCAGGACGUGCACUUUGGCAACCAGAGCGAGCUGCGCUACUCCUACCACGUGGUGUGCAAUGAGUUCUACCAUGGCGAGGCGUGCUCUGCCUACUGCCGGCCCCGCAACGACACCUUUGGACAUUACACCUGCGACAAUGACGGGAACCGCCGCUGCCUGGAGGGCUGGAGCGGCGAGUACUGCUCUAAACCCAUCUGUGCAGCGGGGUGCAGCGAGGAGCAUGGCUUCUGCGAGUCUCCCGGGGAGUGUGUGUGCCGGCAGGGCUGGCAGGGCGAGCUCUGCGACGAGUGCGCCCGGCACCCCGGCUGCCUGCACGGGACCUGCCAGCAGCCCUGGCAGUGCAACUGCAAGGAGGGCUGGGGAGGCCUGUACUGUGACCAAGACCUGAACUACUGCACCAACCACAAGCCGUGUCAGAAUGGAGCCUCCUGCACCAACACCGGGCAGGGCAGCUACACCUGCACCUGCCGGCCUGGCUUCACCGGCAAGAACUGUGAGAUCGAGACCAACGAGUGCGACAGCAACCCGUGCAAGAACGGCGGCAGCUGCAAAGAUCUGGAGAACAAUUAUUCGUGUGAGUGUCCUCAGGGUUUCUACGGGAAGAACUGCGAGAUCAGCGCCAUGAAGUGUGCAGACGAGCCGUGUUUUAAUAAAGGGACCUGCGUGGAGAAUGUCGGUGGUGGGUACAGCUGCCUCUGCCCACCCAGCUUCACCGGCUCCAACUGUGAGAAGAGGAUCGACAGGUGCAGCAGCAACCCCUGCAGCAACGGUGCUCAGUGUCUGGACCUCGGUAACCGGGUCAUGUGCCACUGUCGGCCCGGCUUCACCGGCUCUCGCUGUGAGACCAACAUCGAUGACUGCGCCGGCAACCCCUGCCGCAACGCCGGCACCUGCAUCGACGGCAUCAACGACUUCACCUGCACAUGCACGCUGGGCUUCAGCAGCAAGGACUGUUCGGUGCGCACCAGCCCCUGCAACCAGUUCCCCUGCGACAACGGUGGCACGUGUUUCACCCACUUCACUGGGCCCGUGUGCCAGUGUCCCCCGGGCUUCAUGGGCGCACGCUGCGAGUACUCCAUCAUCAAGCCGUCUACAAAGCCGCCUGGGAAUCCAGACGCGUCUCCCGCCCUGAUCGCCGCGGUCACCCUCGGCCUGGUGACCCUGUGUCUGCUGAUCCUUGCCGCUAUCCACAUCCUGCGUCAGCUCCGACGCGGCCGCCAGCUCGCCAUUAGUACGUCGGUGAAGAACGACCUGGAGACGGUGAACAACCGCAAUGCAGUGAUCGGUGGGGGCGGACCCUAUAACGGUGGCUUACCGGGAGCGCCGCUGGGCAGCCUGAGGGAGAAGGAGGCCUUCCUCAUCCCGGGAGGACAACUCAAAGUGUCCAACAAGGACGCUGCGCUGGUGGAGAACGGCGGCGACAGCAUGGGCAUUUUUAAAAACAGAAUGGCCGACUGUAACCUGGCGAAAGAUGAGCAGCACCUGGCCAAGAACAAGUUUGACCUUAAGAAGUGCGACUCGUCCAUCAUCGUCCCUCCUCUCAGUUUUGCGAAGGACGGUCUGUACCACCCGGUGUUCAUCAUCCCGGAGCAAAUGGAGCAGUGUGUGUUCGCCACUGAGGUAUAACCUCCAGUUCUCAGACCGUCAGCGAGGAAUUUUUAUGCUGAAGGCCUGAAACUCUUCCUGUCGGGGACCCAGAGGAUCUAUUCUACACACAUUAUCUUAUUUAAUAUUUAUUACUGCUGCUCAACGGAAAGAAACAAAAAGAAAAUUACUUGGUUUUUUUUUUAAUUCUUUUUUGCUUCGAUAUUGACAAUGAUUCUGAAAAGAAAGAAGAAGAGUGGAGGAAAGAAAAGAGGAAAGAGUGAAUGUCCGGCAUCAUUUGCACUAUUUAUCUUUUUUUAUACUUUUUAAAUCUUAAUAUAAUAUUUCUGUCUGUAUAUCUGAGUUUUUCUUUGGAUCAAACGUGAAUGAGAGGACGUAACGAAAUGGCACCGUCCACCAAUCGGAGAGCCCGGCCGGUGCCUUAGCUCUUCCCUGGACAAUCUCACAAUGUGUCAAUCGAACGUCAGAGGACCUGCGACUGGAACGAUUCAGUUUUAAGGUCAAACUACAUGAACUUUCUUCUUUCUGAACCGGACAGUUUGUGACUCCGUCCUUUAGAUUUUUUUUGUCCUUUUUUUGGAAGUGAAGCUUCACGUCGUGGCCUGUUAGAAGAACAAUCACACACACAAUCCUGCCAACUCUGAAGUGCCUCUUCUUUAAUUAACUGACAUUAAUCCAGGACUCAGAAUGAGCAGAAUGGAUUUUAUGUUCAAGUCCUGUUUUUACAAGCUCAGAAAACCCAUUCAAGUCCACUGGAGCUCUGCUGCUGUUUUAAACCAUUCGUCCCAGUCCCCGAGUCUAAUCUUGUGUUGUUUUGGGUGAAUCAGGGAGAGUUUGUAUGACGAUCAACAACCAGCUGUUUGUCACCUCAUCAAGCCUGAUUUCCACCGGGCGCGUUACUGCAGCGUCACGUCAGCGUCGCGUAUGACGUUGCAAAUAGGUAACACUCUAAUCAAUGAGAGCAUUUCCACCGGGCGCGUAGCGUAACGUUACUGCAGCGUCGCGUCAGCGUCUCUACGCGAGCAUUAGGUAGGACUUCUAUUUCUCCGCGAGACGCUGCCAAAUCGCGUGAAUCUCAACAGAGCAGAUCGCACCAGACAGGAAGUCCGACUCAGAAUCAGCGUAAAACACUUCCGCCCCUUUCAAAAUAAAACACAAUACGCAGUUCAUGCAGCCUAAAACUACUUCACAUCAACAUUAUGUUAUGACCGGGGCACCAGAUCAGCAAUCAAUCAAUCAAAGGGUCUCAGAGGAUCGGCGACACGGACGACAAGAGACUGAUUGUUGAAGUGGAACAUCAUAAAAUAAUUUAUGACAUAACAUAUUGUUUUUAUAAGGAUAGCUGGUCACAUCAACAUAUCUUUCACCUAAGAGAAGCAAAGUAAGUUGGUUUUUGUUGUUGUUGUUUAUUUUAUACACACAGUUUAUCCAUAGACUGUAUAAAUAGAGUUUAAAGUUUAUCACGGGAUCUUGCGGUCUCCCGUAUGGUCAGGAUUAUCGCGUGAUCUCGUUAUCUCGCGUGUAUACGGCCAGCUCGCUAAGCUGACGUGCUGCUGCUGUAACGCACCCGGUGUGAAUUGACAGACGCAGCAAAAACGCUGUGGAGACGUGCUGCUGCUGUAACGCGUCCGGUGGAAAUCCCCAGUCACUUGAGAAUACCUGUGACAGGUUUAACAGGCUGGAUGAAGGUUCAGCCGAACUGGAUUCAUCAAACAAAUCAGAUUUUUAUCCGUUUGUCUUCCUGUGAAACAUUCUUCCACCGUUGUACUGAUGUUGUCUUCAAAGUGUAUUUUUCUAUGAAUGAAACAACAACAGGAGACCUUGCUGCCUUCUCUCUCUCUGCUGCCUUUAUCCACCAACACUGUCACAGUGAGUCAACAACAAUAACAACAACCUGCUGCAGCAUCCUAAACAGCCAGAGCAGAAAUAACUACAGUGAAGGACUCCAAAGAGAGUUUUUUUUAAAUAAUGUCUUCUUCUUUUUUUUUACUUUUCCAUUUGAUACCAAAAAUGCGUGUUGUUACUGUGUAGUCGUGUCUUCGUCAUGCUAUCUUCGUUAAUUUAAGAAAGAAUGCAAUGUGUACAUAUCCUCCAGAAGAUAGCUGUCCUAUUUAAUUUUUUGCCUUUUGUAAAAAAAUGUGUAUUUAUGAAAGAGAAUUGUAUAUAUGUCUAUGUCCAUGUGCCUAUUGUCCCAGUCAGAAUCAAGAAAU